Molecule: messenger RNA, 1323 nt
Organism: Candidula unifasciata
Lineage: Eukaryota; Metazoa; Mollusca; Gastropoda; Stylommatophora; Geomitridae
Source: the annotation of a GenBank genome assembly
AUGAAGAUAGACAUUUGUCACCAUGGUGUGGAUAACCAAAAAGAUGGUACACGAGAAGUUCUUCCUUCUUCGGACAAAUCAUCAGAAAACAAUCAUCCACAUUCAGAAACUGCCACAUUUAACAGGAAACUCUGCUUUAAGAUUUUUCGGAAUUUCGUGCUCAGAUUUCUACGCGGAUUCGCAAACGGGACUUUACUUCAUCUAGGGGUUAAAAUUGUGGCUGCACUGUUACGAAAUCCUGUCAGGAAAAAAAAUAUCAAAAUCUGGCAAUGUAUUUUCACCAAGGACACUGUCAGGAUAGCGUUGUUUUGUGCCCUGUACCCUAGUAUCUAUCAUCUUUUGGUUGAGAUUCUCAGCGCUUUACAGAAACAACAGAAUGGUUGGAUAUUUGGAAUAUCCGGAGGAUUAGCCGGACUGUCACUAGCUGUUCUAAAAACAUCGACUCGCCAAACUUUAGCAUUUUUCACCCUCUCCAGGGCGCUCGGUUCUGGCAUAUCAACGCUGGUAAGGAAAGGUAUUUUGCCGGCUGUGCCUUUCUUUGAAGUGGGUGUGUUCUGCGCAUGCGGGAGUCUGCUGGCCUACUGCGUAUCCUCGGCACCAAGUUACAUGAAUCAAAGUUAUUAUCGGACUCUUUUGAAGUGGAUGCGUGAUUACAGCCCUGAGAAAUUUCAUCGUUUAUUCGUUGAGCCAGGAGAUCGCUUCUUGACUUGUCAAGAGACUGGUGUCCACGAGCCGACCUGCCUGUAUCAUGCCGUUCUAGCUUACCUCUACAGCCUGCCUGGCUUAGCCAAAAUCUACUUACCUGUUUAUUUGAUACCAGUGUUUCUGUUCAAGCGGGCCACAGUGAUGGAUAAACCCAUGCAUUUCCUGCAGUCGCUAAGCAAGAACACAGCAAUGUCCACGGUUUUUCUGGCUUCAAUGAUAUCCCUUGCUAAAGGAACCAUUUGCCUGCUGCGAAACAUCUCACACAGACCUCCCCCGUGUCCGGCCUAUGUCCCUUUGACUGCUGGAGCUGUUAGCGGAUUAGCAUUACUUCUAGAAAGGCCGAGCCGCCGGAAGGAGCUGGUCCUCUUUGCCAUUCCACAGGUUGUAUAUGUUAUCGACAACUUCAUGAAAGGCUCCAAGCUUUGUUCCAUCCCUAAGUUUCCUCGUGGAUUCACGCUUCUGUUCGCCUUGUCUAUGGCCUGUGUGAUGUAUUCCUUCGAGAGAGAGCCUCAGUCGUUGACCACGCUCAUCAGGGGAGUUCUCAAGUAUUUUAUUGGGCCUAGGUCUAGGAGUUCUCUAGAUGUUUCACCGACUGUUUGCUCGCACGAUGUUACAUAG